CCCGCCCGCCGGCGGCCCCGCUCCCUCAGCGCCGCCCCCCCGCCCGCCCGGCGCGGCGGCGUGCUCGCGCGGAGGGGAGCAGCGCUGAAAUCCGCUUUUUGCCCUUUUUUUUUUUUUUUCCGCCCCCCUCUCCUUUCCUCCCCCCCCCCGCCCCGCUCUCCGCAAGCGGGGGGUGGUUCUCGCCUCGCCUCCCUCCUUCCCUCCCUCCCCGUGGGGCGCAGGGAGGCGAGCCCGCCCGCCCGGGAUGCCAUGGCUCCGCCGGGCUCCGCGCUGCCCGCCUGCCUGCUGGGGCUGCUGCUGCUCGGCUGCCGCGGAGAUUUUGGCCAUUCCUCCGAGCUGGCGUUCGUUGUGGAGCCUAGUGAUGACAUAGCUGUGCAGGAGCAACCCUUGAUCCUCUACUGCCAGGUGGAGGGCAUUCAGCCCAUCACCAUCACGUGGCGGAAGAAUGGCGUGAUGAUCGUGGACAGUGAGAAUGCCUUCAUGUUGGCCAACGGGUCGCUCUACGUCUCCCGCUUCCAGAGGGUCCGGGGAGAUGGGUCCUCGGAUGAAGGAGAGUACGACUGCAUGGCGCAAAACCACUACGGGCUGGUGGUGAGCCGGAAGGCGAGGAUUCAGGCAGCGACAAUGUCUGACUUCCACAUCCACCCUCAGAAUGCAGUGGUGGAGGAAGGUGGUGUAGCCAGAUUCCAGUGCCAGAUCCAUGGCUUGCCUGAGCCGGUCAUCCUCUGGCAAAAGAACCGCAUGCCGGUCAACACAGACAACGAAAGGUACACGCUGCUUCCCAAGGGGGUCCUCCAGAUUACGGGACUGAGGGCAGAAGACAGUGGGAUUUUUCACUGCGUUGCUACCAAUAUUGCUAAUGUGAAGUUCAGCCGGGAGGCCAGACUCACCGUAUCAGGCUCCCACUCCACUGUUUAUAAGGACCCCAUGAUUCUCGUGGGUCCGGAGAACCUCACGCUGACAGUGCACCAGACAGCUGUGCUGGAGUGCAUCGCAACGGGCAAUCCCCGGCCCAUCGUCUCCUGGAGCCGCCUAGACGGCCGCCCGAUCGGCGUGGAGGGGAUCCAGGUGCUGGGGACAGGAAAUCUCAUGAUCUCAGACCUCACCGUGCAGCACUCUGGCAUCUAUGUGUGCGCCGCGAACAAACCUGGCACUCGGGUGCGAAGGACCGCGCAGGGCAGGCUCGUUGUACAAGCCCCCGCAGAGUUUGUGCAGCAUCCCCAGUCCAUUUCCAGGCCCGUGGGGACUACUGCCAUUUUCACAUGCGUGGCCCAGGGGGAACCCCCGCCACAGAUCACUUGGCUGAGGAACGGGCAGAUCCUGGAGACCAGCGACCACAUUAAGCUGAAGAAUAACAACAGCACCCUCUCCAUCUAUGGGAUCAACCAGGCAGACGAAGCCAUCUACCAGUGCAUCGCCGAGAACAGCGCCGGCUCCACGCAAGCCAGCGCUCGCCUGACGGUCCUGUGGGCAGAUGGGCUGCCCGGUCCUCCGCAGAGCGUGAAGGCUGAGACGGUCUCUGCAACCACCAUCCAGGUGUCUUGGAAAGAGCCUCUGCAGAACACCAAGGAGAUCAUCGGCUACGUGCUGCACAUUCGGAAAGCUGCAGAUCCCGUAGAGAUGGAGUAUCAGGAGGCCGUUAGCAAGAGCACCUUCCAGCAGCUAGUGACUGAUUUAGAGCCCUCGACCAGCUAUAGCUUUUAUAUAAAGGCUUACACCUCCCGGGGUGCCAGCAAAGCCUCAGAAGUCACAGUGGUGAGCACGCUGGGAGAAGUCCCAGCCAUGCCAUCCCUCUUUAUUAAAGUCAUUAACAGCACCACUGUCCAGGCUACGUGGGAGCCCUCCAUCAAACUGGGCCAGCACGAAGGCUUCAAGCUGUAUUACCGCAAGGUCCACCUCUCCCAGUACACAGGUCCGGUGCUGCUGCCCAGCAACGUAACAGCGUACAACAUUACCCACCUGGAUGCGUCGGUGGUGUAUGAAGUCAAGCUGCUCGCCUAUAACCAGCACGGAGAUGGAAAUUCAACUGUCCGCUUCGUGUCCUUGAGAGAAACUGUGGAGAGGACAGUGCUGAAUCCCCCGUGCGACUGCAUGAAGGACGAGCAGAACAAUAAAACCUCCACGACUGGCAUCAUCAUUGGGAUCCACAUCGGCGUCACGUGCAUCAUAUUCUGUGUCCUCUUCCUCAUGUUUGGGUACAGAGGAAGGCUGCUGAUGUGCAAAAAUGUGCAGGAGCAGCUGUCAACCCCGCAGAUCCCCAGGAGCCAGCGGAGUGCCACGGGCCUCAUCCUGAACGGGACCACUCGCAGAGACAGGGACGACCGGGACUUGAACGGAAAGCAGCUGGAUAUGAACGAGCUGGAGAGGUUAUUCCCAGCAUCCCUGUCCCAGGAGCAGCAGGAUAAGGGAAUAACGUCGGCUCACAGCCCGCCGGCCGCCCACGACGACACCCAGAUAUCUACGCUCCCUCUGGAUGAGUUCAGCAUCAUCGAGGAGCAGCCAGACCCCCUCCCAAAAAGCCCCUGCAGUGGCAGCCCCACAGCUCCGGCUCCCAACCACGGUCCCUCCAAUGAAGGAUAAAACUGCCAAGACUCAAACCCUCUUGUAGGAGUUACCAGAAACCAAACCCGUGGCUGGUGAUGUCUUUACAAUGAGUCGUCAAUCUCAGGUCAAUUGAAGAUUUCUAAGGUCUGAUUGUUAUUUUUUUGUUUUGCUUUAUUUUUAUAUAUAUAUAAAUAUAUAUAUAUGUAUACAGCCUUUUGGAAACUCUGUGAAGUUUAUCUUUCUGACCUCUCUCGGGCCUCUCGGUGUGUUUUUUCCGAUGAUGGCUUUAUUGAGAAUGGUUGCGAUGGAUUUCCCUGCAGCUGCUAAGUAAAAGACUCCUUGGCAGAGUUUGGCAAACUCUUCCAUCUCUGACAGACUGGGGAUGCGGUGGAGCCUCCUUCUCUUGACAUCCCAGACUUUUUCCUGAUGAGCAGCUUUAGGACUACUUUUUGGAUCUAUUUUUUAUUUCCAGAAGACUGGAUUUGGAGAAAUCCUUCUAACUUGACUCCAAAAAUCGAGGCCCGGGAAGGCCAUCUCUCCACGGAUUUGAUGAUUUUGUACACUUUUGCUAUUUCUCAGGAUACUUUUUUUUGCUGAUUGACUCAAAAUAAUAUGAAAAAAAAAUGAAAAAAAAAAGGAUUAAAAAAAAAAGAGUGUGUGUGUCAAAGGAUGCCUGCCUGAGGGCUACUGAAAGACUUGGACAGACAACCCGAGUGAACUCAAAACCUACCUCAACCGGAAUGAAUGUCUUCUGGGAAGCAGAAAUACCUGUGUCUUCCUUCGUGUUCAAAAAACAAGUAGCGUAGCACUUGGUCAGUACAAGCUUGGUCCUACCUCAGCAGUCACGCUCUGUAUCUGCCGCCUUGGUGGUUUUGUUGUUGUCGUUCCCAUGUAAAGCACUUCCAAACCUUGAAAGCAAUGUUCUACCUCAAGUGUGAUAGAAACUCGUGUGUAUGUGUGUGUGUGUGUGUGUGUCCCCUCUCCUCUCCCCCAGUUCCUGCCUCUCCCACCCAGCCCCGCGUGAAGCGAGAUGCUUCACUAGUGUUAUGAGCUUUACUUUUAGGCAUGUAGCAGGGCUCUGGUGUGAUUUUUGUGUGGCAGAGAGUUGUAUCAUGGAUUUUUUUUUUACUUUAAAGACUGUUGGGACCAUCACAGGCACACGGCCUGAUGCCCCGUGGCUCGCUGGCACUGUUGCUCUUGCAGGGCCAAUUUCAGCAGUGGUGGUGCCUCCCUUGGUCCAUCCUGGGUGUACUCGAUAUGGCUCGCCAAGGCUGAUUCCCUGCAGGAUGAUUUUUGCCAUGUGUCAGCAUAACCCACCCCUGGGAGAUGGGAACCUGGUCGUCACCAUCUUGUCCCUUCAAAGCCCACCCUGCCAUCAGGAGCGCCUACAAGGAAACCCUGACACAGCACUUCCCAGACCCCUUGCGAUGCUACUGGGCUGCUCCCAGCUCCUCCAGUGUAUUUCCAGCGAGCAGGGGCUCAUCUCCAAGCGGGCAGGCACAGCUAAAGGAUGAGCUGAGCCAAAAAGGGCUCACUUCCCUGGGAGGGACGAGGCGAGGAGGGCACCCGGUGGUGAUGCAGAGCAGGGCCCCAUGCGGGAGGAUGCUGGGGGGCUGUCAGCAGCUGCCCCUUCCCCAUGCCCAGGGUUGGCAGAGACGCUCCCGACACCAAAGAGAGGGUUUAUGCGUGACUCCCCCGCUCCAGGGACCACUGCCAAUGUGCCACCAUGAUUUUGGGUUGUCCUGGCAUGGUGCAGCCUUGUAAGUUGUCCAUGGAGUGAGAUGGGGGCAUGCACAGGGGACAGGGACAUCGGCCAGCUGGCGCCGGAGGGCAGCAGCCCUUUCCCCACCACGUGGGUUGGUUAAAACUGGGUGCAUGUGAAGGUUUGAACUCUUUGUGUAAGUGGUGGUAAAUCAAACGUCGCUGUAUUUGCAAGGAAAAGUGAAAGGAAUCAGGAAAGGAAAGGAGUUUAAGUUUAAAAAAAAAAUAAUUGUAUUUUUUUAAAUGGUACCAGUGGGAGAGUCCCUUGUGUCAGAAACAUCCCUUGUCACCUUCCCGUUUGGCAAUGGGAUGACUGUAAAUAAUACAAUAUACCGAUGAUAUAGCAAAUGUCUCUCCCCCGUGCUGUGUCCUGGUGCUGGGCUGGCUUAGCUGUGAGCAGGGCUCUGUCCUUCCAGAUCAAAUCAUGCCGCUUGGCCCAAGCAGAUGUAACGGCAUUGACCUCGAGAGCAAGGAGCUCUUGAGGUUCGGUGUUUGUAGCCUUCUCCCAUUAAAUUCCUCCUCCUGUAGCCAUCCUGCAGGACAGAAAAAAUCUGAAGGGUUAAACUUAUGCAUUAAACCCCCAAACAGCCUCUGGCCACCAAAAAGGCUGAAUGGGCCAUCAGACCGAUUCCUGCUCACACCUACUGUGGGGGGAUGCUCCCUCUGCAUGAUGCUGCACCUGGAGACAGCCUGGGAAGGGACCGCGGUGGGACAGCGCUGGUGGCACCACACGAGACCGGUAGCACAGCCCAGCCUGACCUGGGAGCCGGAGGAUGCCGGGGCUUGGAAAGGGCAGGAGGGAGGAGGAGAUGCCAAAUGGCUCAAGUUUUAACCUCAUAUCAAAGAAAUCCCAAUCUCCUCCUGCCAUCCUGCCCCUGCUCCAGCCCAGCUUUUCUUUUUAUUGUUGGGUUGGGUUUUUUUUGUCUGUGUAACGCCGACGUUCACAUUGAAUAAGUACUGUUGCCAAAGUGAACACAGAAUUUAGACUAGCUUUCAGCUCAGACUUCCUGGAGCUGUGAACAUGCUAUUAAUUUAAUAUCAUAUUAUUGUGAUAUUGUAAUAGUAACAAGUAUUUGUCACUACUUCCUUUUAUUAAAGGGAAAUGCUGUGCCAUUUGACUAGUUGAAAUACGAAAGUAUAUCAAGAAUAGAGCUUUUUUUCUUUUUCUUUUUUUUUUUAAUAAUUAUGCAGAAAUGUAAUGGUUUAAACCAAUGCAGGUUAUGUGUUGGUUUGAGAUGGUUGAAGAUGGAUGUGAAUCUUUAAAGACUAUUUUUUAGAUUUUUAGCUUUUCCUCUUUUUUGGGGUUUCUUUUCCACUCUUGUUGAUCCAUACCAUUGGGACCUAAAGCAGAUGGUUGUGGCAGGUCAGCCCCCGAAGAGGUGAGGCUGAAGUCUGGAGAUUCAGCAGGAGGACGUGGUAUUCCCUGAAUUAUCCAAGCCUCCCAAGUCCACAAAGCUGGGCAAAACCAAAUCACUCAAAAUGGCACGUUCUGGCUUUGUGCCGUGGAGUACAUCUAGCUGCCAGUUAGCUGGAGAAGCAACAUGUCACAGCCCUUCUCGCCAUUCAUCGAUGCCUGAGCCAGGCUGGAGGCAAAGCUGUGCCAACUGAAAACUGGGGAAAACAUCACCUGGACUGGGUCUGGCCUUUAAUCUGUAAAACAAGAAGGAAAAAAGAAAAAAAAAAAGAGCUUGUGUUCAGUUUCAGCGUGGGGUACAGCUUCAAGUCUGUCCUUGGUUCAUCCAAACCGCUGCCCUGUGUUUGAGGGAAACCUCUGGAUUAUUAUUCCGUGCUUGGGGUGCAGUUGUACUUGGGUAGACACAUUGUACUCAGGUAGACAUGUUGUCCUUGGGUAGACACGUAGGACUGCAGGUCCCCAUGUGCUGCUGGUGGUUUGGAGGCGGUUUUACAGGUGUCAGAAAUGCUCUUCCCAGGUCUUCCGUGAGCACGUACCUGUUUUCAUGGAAUCAGAGACUUCUUCAAAGGCAUAACCUUCAGGCUUUGGGCCAGGCUGUUGGUUGAACAGGCACAUUUCUGCUCUGAGAGCAUGUCUCGUCGCCCCUGGCAGCAUCCCAGGAGGGGUGAGCCCUCCUGAGCCUUGGGACAAAGCUCUGCUGUAUCCAGGGCGCAAACCCACAGCCACCAAAUCCACCGCUGCCCGGGGCCAGAAACAGGACGGGGGCGUGCAGCUGGGGGGCUACGCCAUAGCAGAGGGGUCCGGCCAUCGCUGUACAUACCCAGAGCAUAGGGCCGGACCAGCCAGGCUGUGCCGGGGUCGUUACCGGUGCCUUGCACCCGUCCUCGCCUGCCUGCCAGAGAGCAGGUAACAGCAGGCGCUCCCUUUGCCCCGAUAAUUCAUUUACGCACCUCAAACAUUUAAGCAACAAUUUGCCAGAUUUCUUACUUCUUUUUUUCUUUUCCCCCCUUUUCUCGACGUGAGGAAUCAGAGAGUUUUAUCUGGAGACAAAACCGCUGGGUAACGUGCAGGUGUUGGAUCCGGUGCAAGCCGCUGGCUACCGCCUGCAUUUGGGGUAGGAAUCUCAUCCUCUAGUAUUUUUCCAAGCAAAUAAUUCCACUGAUUCAACUUGCUGCCUUUUCUGGGCAGAUCUCUCUUGCUUUUCUGGCUGUGGUGAGAUGAAAUUACAGAAAGGAAUAAAGUAUCCAAAAGCUGGUUGGUUUUUUUUGUUUUUGUUUUUUUGGUAACCCAUAAUGGGCACAACUUAUUCUCGGAGCUCUCAAGUUUACCAGAGAUGGCUGCUACCUCAGGGAUAGUAUCCACAUUGUCUUUAGUUGAACAGGGAAUAGUUUUAUGCUGUGACAGGGUAUAUUCAUGCUGUUGGAUUCAGGUAUUUAUUUGUCUACCAUAUCUUUCUUCUUCCUUGUUUAGUAAAGAUGCUGAAAUAUUUAAGUGCUGGACCAGUUUGGGAAUUUUAAGGCUUCCACCCAAAAUUGUACCAAGGGACUGUACCUUUUAAGUUGGCAAUAAAAGAGGAGAGAAGCUACGAAGUGUUGUUGCUUCUGGAUGGUGAAGGGAAGGGUUUUGCUGCCCGUGGGCUGUUUUUGCAGGAUAACUGUCCCACGGCAUUUGGGGGGGGGGGGGAAGGGAUAUCAGUGCAGUGUCUGAGCCUUCUCUGAGCUGACUGACAGCACUUAAGUCUGGGAAGAUCAGUUAAAAAAAAGGAAAUUAAAAGCUUAUGAAAAUAAACGGCAGGAGAAGCUACUUACUUACUUCAUCUGUGCAAACAAUAUUUGGAAAUCUAUCCCUCCCCGUGCUGCGCCAGUGAAGGCAGAGUAAAGAUCCUAUCUAGCAACUUGAUGCCUGCUCAUUUAUUUUCCUCACCCAUCAAAUUAAAAAAAGGAAAGAUGCUUGGGCUGGAGCUGCAGGCAGGGUUACGUGAGAAGCACCAGCACCCCCAGCUGAAAGCGCUGCUGGUGCGAGGCCACGGCAUCGAAACCCACCGUAACACUGGAAAUCAGUGAAACGGCGCCGGGUUUCCUCCGAGAACAGAGUCUGAGCUUCAGCUUUGUGUAACGAGAAGGGACGGGGCCGGUGCAAAGCCCAGCGAGACGGGGAAAAGCCUGAUUUCACAGGGCUUUGGAUCAGGGUCUUACUUCCAAAGCAAAGAGGGAUUUUACUUUGAUCAUAUUUCCAUCAUUUAAACUUGCAAUAUCUUUGUGUUUGUAAUAAAAUAAUAAUAAAGACGAUACUAAAUCUUUGUCCCAGUCCUCUUUGGGAAUCAACUGUUAAGAGUAAUAUUAAAAACCCAAAUUGCAAAGCACUUUUCUACUGUUUAUUUUCUACCUUUCUUACUUUGAACUGUCUUGAUAUUUGAAAUCCCACUGAUCCUACGAUUGUUAGCUCUGUAUAAAAAAAAAAAAAUAAAACCCAGUUUUUUUGUAGUUUGCUCUGUUUAGAUUUUAGCCUGUGGCUACUUGUACAAGAAAAAUAAAGCUAGAAUAAAUGAGCUCGAGUGCUUCA
Phalacrocorax carbo (great cormorant) is the source of this 8281-nucleotide messenger RNA. The record is from RefSeq and is a predicted model, not a curated record. Lineage: Eukaryota; Metazoa; Chordata; Aves; Suliformes; Phalacrocoracidae.